Molecule: messenger RNA, 2714 nt
Organism: Cuscuta campestris
Lineage: Eukaryota; Viridiplantae; Streptophyta; Magnoliopsida; Solanales; Convolvulaceae
Source: the annotation of a GenBank genome assembly
AAGAUCACACAUGACUAUAUUUAGGCUUACACAUUGAGAGAAUUUGAUGAGUCAAAUUGCUUAGAUGAACAGUUCCAAAAGUCAAAAGUGGACAAAAAUUGGGGGACGGAGGGAGUACUAUUUAAUACUCCCUCCGUCUCAGAGUAUUUGUCCACUUUCAUUUUUACACACCAUCCAAUGCACUUCUUUAAUCCAUUUUAUCUUGUAAUUUGUAUAUUAAAAAAUUAUAGAAAUUAUAUAUUAAUAAUCUAUAUGUUAAGACAAAUCAAACAAGAUCACACAUGACUAUAUUUAGGCUUACACAUUGAGAGAAUUUGAUGAGUCAAAGUGCUUAGAUGAACAUUUUACACCCACUGUUACCACUUUCAUAUAAAUACUUGUGACAUCUUUACUUUAUUUUUCCCACACAAAGCUUAAAAUUUCUCUGGUUCUUCAUAAAUGGAAGACUACUGUGGAUUGAGAAACAAAGGAAAGGCAGCAAAAAAUGCAGAUCUUCAAGAAGAAGAAGAAGAAGAGCUCUGGCGUGCUGUUCAACACGCCAGAGAAACGCCAUCGCAGAAAGUGAAGACGAUAGCUUCAUCGUCUUCUUCUUCCGCGUGGCCUUUACUGAGGAAAGCGGUCCCGCGAGACCGCUCUACUCGUAACAGAGGAGGAGUGGACGAGAAGCACUUCUCGUCCACGGUUCCUCUGAAAAUCCCAGAGUGGAGGUCCAAAAAGGGUGAAGAUGAUGAAGGUGAAGAUGAUGAUGAUGGUGGGGUGGUCCCACCACAUGAAUACAUAGCAAGGAGGCUAGCAAGAAGAGCUCAUCAGGUUGCAUCUUUCUCCAUGUGUGAAGGGGUUGGUGGGACCCUCAAGGGCAGAGACCUCAGCAAACUGAGGAAUGCCAUCCUAACCAAGACUGACUCCAUUCAUCACUCCCUCCUCCUCCUACUCCUCAUCUUCCUCCCCAUCUCCCAAUCCCUAAGUCUCCACCCACUUCCAGAGUUCAAGAAGUUUCAAGUUCAAGAAGAAAAUGAGCCGCGCGUGGGUGUCAACAUAGGCACAGAUGUUUCCAAUUUCAUGUCCCCCUCCGAUUUGGUGUCUUUCCUGCAACUGCAGAAGAUCCGACACGUAAGGCUUUACGACGCCGACCCUGAGAUUCUCAAGGCCCUCUCCCGGACCAAGAUUAGGGUUAUUGUCAGUGUCCCCAACAACCAGCUUCUCGCCAUAGGCUCCUCCAACUCCACCGCUUCUUCUUGGGUUGCCCGCAACGUCGCCGCCUAUUACCCACAAACCCUAAUCACCGCCAUCGCCGUCGGAGAUGAGGUCCUCACCACCGUCCCCUCCUCCGCCCCUCUGCUGAUUCCUGCAAUCGAGUCCCUCUAUGCCGCCCUGGUUUCGUCCGGGUUGCAUACCCAGAUCAAGAUUUCCACCCCUUGUUCCGCUUCCAUUGUUUUAGACCCGUUCCCACCUUCGCAGGCAUUUUUCAAUGAGUCCCUGGCCUCUGUUAUCUCUCCAUUGCUGCAGUUCCUGUCUAGGACCCAGUCUCCUCUGAUGAUGAAUCUGUACCCUUACUAUGUGUUUAUGCAGAACAAAGGGGUUGUCCUUCUGGAAGACUCCCUCUUCAAGCCCCUAAGCCCUUCCAAGGAAAUGGUGGAUCCCAACACUUUGCUUCACUACACCAAUGUGUUUGAUGCUAUGAUUGAUUCUGUUUAUUACUCCAUGAGGAAUCUGAAUGUCACAGAUGUGGUGGUUCUUGUCACUGAGACUGGGUGGCCUUCAAAAGGGGACUCUAAGGAGCCCUUUGCCACUCCUGACAACGCCGACACUUACAAUUCGAAUUUGAUCAAGCACGUUCUUGAUCGCAUUGGGACACCUCUCCAUCCGGAAGUCACUUCAGAUGUGUAUAUAUACGAGCUGUUCAAUGAGGACUUGCGGGCCCCUCCGGUUUCCGAGGCGAAUUGGGGUUUGUUUCAUGGGAAUUCGUCGCCGGUCUACUUGCUUCACGUGUCUGGAAGUGGCGAAUUCUUGGCUAAUGAUACCACAAACCAAACGUAUUGCGUGGCAAUGGAUGGGGUUGAUAGAUGGACCUUGCAGGCUGCUUUGGAUUGGGCUUGUGGGCCUGGGAGGGCUAACUGCUCGGAGAUCCAGCCCGGGGAGAGCUGUUUUAAGCCGAAUAGGGUCAAGAACCACGCUUCGUACGCGUUUAAUAGCUAUUACCAGAAAGGGGGAAAGAAUGCUGGUUCUUGUGAUUUCAAGGGAGCAGCCACUGUUACCACCACUGAUCCAAGUUAUGGGAGUUGUGUGUUUCCUGGAAGUAAGAGUGAAAGCAAAAGCAGAACACAUGUGAAAGUGAACUCAAGCGACACAAGUGGUGCAUGUACAAUAAAGUUCGCCCAAACAAAUGCAUAUAACUUCAUGCUCGUUUUCUGGAGCGCCGUCUUCUGUUCUAUUUGUUAUUCGUUUCACCCGUGACAAAAAAAAAAAAUCGAUAAAUGUUGCGUUUCGUACGUUUAUUCUUUUUGAAGAGGCCAUUCUUGAAAAUGUUGUAUUUAAAGAAAUUCUUGGAAGCACCGAAGACGACGAAGACAAUAAGGAAGAAGAGAGGUUGAGAACAAAGUUGGGUGUUUUUGUUGUGCAAGGGAAGUUGAGAUUUGAAUAAAGUGCCAUCAUUUUGGAAGUGAGGCUGCUCUUUUAACUGUAUAUCUGUUGUAAAAAAAAUUCAAAUUUAACUA